AUGGAAAAUAGACUAGGUAACUCUAAUGGAGUGGGAAUUUCGAAGAAAUCCAGGUCCUUAGAUCUUAAGACGCUCUAUAAGUCUAGCAUUUCCAAGGAUUCAGUGAAUAAGAGCUUUAAAAGGAAGAAUAGGUCUGGGGAUGAUGCUGAUCGGUUGAAGCAGGACAAGAAGAGUAGGAAAGUUGUUUCUUUAAGUAGCUUUAAGAAAGUUGAUACCGGAAACGACAACAUUCUGGACAAGGCGUGCAAUGGCACCACCGUAUUGCACAGUUUGGAGGACUCCAAGAUGGGUUUGGACGAGAAAUUGUGUGACUCUAGUGGGCUUCAAGGGAUUUCUGUUGGUUUGGCUGGUAGUACGAUUUAUGUUCCUAGACGCAGGAGAGAUUUUGUUGGGAGGAGUAGGUUUGAGAAUGGCCUAGUACACAAGUCUGCAGGGGAAUCUGAUUGUCAGGAGGAGCUGGUUGAUAAUAAUAUCCCUAAGGAGAUUGGUGAAGAAUCUAGUGCUCAGCAUCAACUCUCUAAAGUUGAAGAGAAAGACUCUGACAAAGAAAUCAAAGAAUCUAAUCCAGCAGCUCAGUUGCAGUUGGAAAAUGGGCAUUCUAAUCAGUCUCCAGUGAAAGAUGACCAGUUGGUUGUUGUUAAACAAAGAAAUAGUAAUAGCAGAAAAAGGAAGUCCUCAACAUCAAACAGACGCGUGGGAAAAGAGGCCAAGUCUUCUCCAGGUGAUACUUCGGGCAGAAUAUCCAAGGUAUCACCACGAGAAGACGAUGAGGAGAAUCUUGAAGCUAAUGCAGCAAGAAUGCUGUCUUCGCGGUUUGAUCCAAACUGCACUCAGUUUCCUUCAAAUUCUGUUACUCCUGGUCUACCAUCUGCCAGUAGAUUGCAUCCAUCAACUUCUGGUAAAACUUCAGUUAAUCCUCGGUCUGAGUUGCUUAGUUCCAAAUGUGUCUCAGAUGACACUGAUGAUAGAAUGUUGCGACCAAGGAGAAAGCAUGAUGAAAAGGGUAAAGUUCGGAAAAGGCGCCACUUUUAUGAAGUAUUGUUUUCAGAUGUGGAUUCAAACUGGUUGUUAAACAAAAAGAUAAAAGUUUUCUGGCCUUUAGAUGAGAGUUGGUAUCAUGGGUUUGUGGAUGGUUUUGAUGGUGACAAGAACCUGCAUCAUGUUAAAUAUGAUGAUCGUGAUGAGGAGUGGAUUAACUUACAAGGUGAAAGAUUCAAAAUUCUGUUGUUCCCUACUGAAGUUCCUGGAAAAAAUCAACAGAAAAGGCGUGGUUCAGGGUCCAAGUCUACUGUGAAAAUAAAAGGGAAUGAUACAUCCAGCAAAGAUGAGGAGAAGCAGAAAGGGAAUCUAGAAGAUGAUAGUUGCAUGGAAUCAGAACCAAUCAUCACAUGGUUAACUCGAUCUAGGCAUCGGGACAAAUCGUCCACUCCUAAGGCUGUACAAAAACCGAAAAAAUCGGAAGUAAUGACAGCUAAGGAAACUGUGAAAAUGGAUGGGGAUGCUGUUAGAGACGCUGCAGGACACACAGAUAGAUCUACUAGUUCUCCUGCAUCAUGUGAAUCACCUGGACCAAGUAGGAACGAGUUGGAAAGCUCUGGUUUUCGUAAUGGUAGCAUAUUUCCUAUUGUCUACUGUAGGAGACGACUUCAUACAGCAAAAAAAGGAAUCUACAAGGUGUCAGCUGAGAAUAAUGUUGAGGUUUUGAAGCACCUUCAUGUAUUAAGAAUUCCGGAUCCUGAUAUUGAGUUUAUGCCUAUUGAAGAUUCGGGGGAUCUGGAGCUUUAUUGUCCAUGGAAUGACACAGAGCAAUUUGAGUUGUCCCUCAGCCAACAGGUUGUGUCCUUGAUGAAGUACUCUCUUAUGACGGAUGUUGACUGGCUUUCACGUGUUGCUCUUUUGCUUCGUCAUGGUACACUUGUGACUUUGUGGCCAAGGGUUUGUUUGGAAAUGAUAUUCCUAAAUAACAAAGAUGGUUUACAAUAUCUUAUUUUCGAAGGCUGCUUAAUGGAAGUUGUUCAAUUGAUUUUCCGUAUCUUGAUGGUAGUAGAUCAUUCUAAUAAGCAAGGAGCACAAGCAACGGAUGCUGAUUUGCAGUUUCCAGUUUUCUCAAUUGGUCUGCAAGUUUCUUGCAUCCCUGGUUUCCAAAGGCAACUUGCUUUUCUAUUCUACAGUUUCCAUGAAGUGAAACAUUCGAAGUGGUCAUACUUGGAACAGAAUGUCAGGAGGCAUGCUUUGCUGGUUAAGCAAGUACCAAUUUCAGAGUGUACACAUGAUAACGUGAAGGUCCUGCAGAAGGUCAUGCGGAAGAGAUCUAGGUUUGGAAUCAGCUCAGGCCUUGUUUCUAGAGAAUCGUCAUCUGCUAAAGCCUGCCCCGCAGCUGUUUGCUACAAGAAGCAAAAUACGUCUCCAUUUGAACUUCCUUUUACUGCUCGGCCACCUACACUCUUACUCAGUUUACACCUGAACAUGAUUAGAGAGCUGGGUCAUGAUUCAGCAGACUUCCUGGGAUCAGAAUGUGAUUUGGUAACAAAUGGAGGUAGUGAUAUGGCAGAUUGUACAAAUAAACAUUCUGAACCCUCUCUCAAGAGUAAAGGCCAAAAUGGUGAACCAAUUAUCACUUCGUCCAGAGGGAAACAAGCGCAAGAGUCAAAAGACAUUCAUACUCCAUCUCAGAUGCAGUCGCUGGGGUCUGAUUCUGAAAACUGGAUGUCAUUUAGUUCUUCUGUUGGCAGACAUAAGCAUGAAACCAGGUCUAACGUUCCGGUGAAUGGGAUUAGUAUUCAAGUUCCCAUAUCUGUUCACUGUGAAGAUGGUACUCCGCAGUCAAGUAACUUGGCCUUGAAUAUACAAGGUAGCAUCUCAAGCCCCAAGGCCACUGCCCCAAGAAGUAUGUGGCACCGAAGCAAAAGUUCUCUAAAUGGCCAUCUCUCACAUGGUUGGUCGGAUUCGAAGGAAGACUUUCUGCACACUAAUUUGGCAAAUGGACCUAAGAAACGACGUACCCAAGUGUCUUAUUCAUUGCCUUCGGGGGGUUCUGAUUCUAAAAACAAAGGCUCCCUGCACAAGGGGCUACCGAACAAAAGAAUUAGAAGGUCUGCUACUGAUGUUUCCAGAAGUAUUCAGAAAGAUUUGGAGUCUAGUUUCUGUGAUGCCAAUGUGUUAGUCACUCUUGGUGACAGAGGCUGGAGAGAAUAUGGAGCUCAGAUUGUCCUGGAACCUUUUGAUAAUAAUGAAUGGAGACUUGCGGUGAAAAUGUCAGGGACAACGAAAUACUCACACAGGGCACAUCAGUUUCUGCAACCUGGGUCGGUAAAUAGGUUUACACAUGCUAUGAUGUGGAAAGGUGGAAAAGAUUGGAUCUUGGAGUUCCCUGAUAGGGGCCAGUGGUCUCUUUUUAAAGAGAUGCAUGAAGAGUGCUACAGUAGAAACAGUCGGGCUGCUUUAGUUAGAAAUAUUCCUAUUCCUGGCAUCCGCAUGAUAGAAAAGGAACAUUUUGAUGGAGCAGAGACUGAAUUUAUUCGCAGUUCUUCUAAAUAUUAUCGGCAGACUGAAACUGAUGUUGAGAUGGCAUUGAAUCCUUCACGUGUUUUGUAUGACAUGGACAGCGAUGAUGAGCAGUGCCUUUUGAGAAUUCGUGAGUGUUCGGAAGCUGAGAAUAGUGGCUCUUGUGAGAUCACUGAGGACAUGUUUGAGAAGGCUAUGGACAUGUUUGAGAAGGCUUCAUAUGUAAAGCAGCGUGAUCACUUUACAUUAGUGGAAAUUCAAGAAUUGAUGGCUGGAGUUGGAUCCUUGGAAGCAAUGCAAACAUUAUAUGAGCUUUGGAGACUAAAGAGGCAGAGGAAGGGAAUGCCAUUAAUCAGGCAUCUUCAGCCACCUCUGUGGGAAAAAUACCAACGAGAGCUCAAAGACUGGGAGUUGGUUAUGAGCAAAGCAAACACACCAAAUACCUGUGGGUUACAGAAGAAACAGUCACUUAUUGAGAAGCCAGCGAUGUUUGCUUUCUGUUUUAAGCCUCGAGGCUUGGAAGUCAAACACAGGGGAACGAAGCACAGGUCACAGAAGAAACUCUCGGUUUAUGCUCAACAUAGUUCUGCUUUGGGAGAUUAUGAUGUUUAUAAUUCGUCAGCAGGAAGAAGAUCUAUUGGUUUUGCAUCUGGAGAUGGGAGGUUUUUAUAUUCAAAUCAAAGCUCUGAGCACGUGAAUGAAUAUCCUAUGCAUCCUGUAUAUCCGGGAACAUAUUCCCCCCGUGAACUAGGCAUGGGAUAUUUCUCGAGCGGCGGAAAUGGAUAUCAUAGGAAUCACCAAAACAAGUUGCAAAGAGUCAAUGGGAAGAGGAACACUAGUGAACGAUGGGAUGCAGGCUAUUCUGAAUGGCCCAGUUCCAAUCAUCUCUGUUACUCCAACGGAUCUCAGCGUCUUGAUCUGGAAGAAUUACAGAAUAGUACAGACAUUGAUGAGUACAAACUGCGAGAUGCUGCUGGUGCUGCAAGGCGUGCAUGCGCUUUGGCAAAGCUCAAGCGAGAAAGAGCGGAGAAUUUGCGGUACAAAGCAGAUCUAGCGAUCCAGAAAGCUGCAGCUGCUCUCAUGUGUGCAGAGGCAGUUAAAGCUUCUUCUGUGGACCUAAGCAACAAUGUGUUAGAAAGCUCAAGCGAAGGAUGAGUCGAUAGAUACCACUUCUGUUAGUGAGUGUGGGUUUUGUCACCUCUUGAGUAAAAGAAGAGAGAGAGGGAUUCGACAUGUCCUGUUCGUCAUUCGUCACACGAGCUGGUCUUAACACAAUUUAACAACGACCCAGAUGAGCUCUACUGUACAGAACUUGCCUCCCUCCGCUUUAAGUAAGCUAUAUUUUGAUGCAGCAAUAACACCGAACUGGACUCUGAAACUUUGAUCUCAUGUACCCAUCCGGCUGGGAACGUUCUUAGUAGUUAAGAAGAGACAAAAAUGAGGAGAUGGUUAAAAGAAAAAAAAAAAGAGAAAGAAAAAAAAAGAAAAGAGGAGAUUUGUAAGUAAUUUGGUUUAUUAGCUUCUUUUGGUAGAGAGAUUUAGUUUGAGCAAAAUGAUUCUUCUGCUGCAAGUAUUUUGCGGUUCUCUUCU
Camelina sativa (false flax) is the source of this 5094-nucleotide messenger RNA. The record is from RefSeq and is a predicted model, not a curated record. Lineage: Eukaryota; Viridiplantae; Streptophyta; Magnoliopsida; Brassicales; Brassicaceae.